GGAAUUGGACCCCCCCCCACUCGCUGAGGAAGUAAAUUCCAGGCACCAAGAAGCCUCGUGGGGAGGGAUUCUCCCUGAAGCCCCAGGGACACACCUUUUGCUGCUGAAGUGUGUGGGCCCUGGUUCCCUACCCCCUUCAAUCAGAGAAACUCUUCAGUGUUACUCCUGACCUGGCACACGCUGAAGAUGCAGAGCCAGGAACCUGUGAAGGUAUAACAUGGUUAUCAAGAUAUUUUUUCCAAGUUGCUGCUCUGAAGCAGAAAGUGGUCUCCUAAUAGGUCGUUGGAUUCCAGAGCAGAAUGCUGCAGUUGUCCUGGCAAUCUUUCACUAUCCUUUCAUACCUGGCCAGGUGAAACAGUGCCUUGAGCAGAUCAGAGCUCUAACUAACGUAGAAGUUUCUGUGCUCGGGUCCUGGAACAGCUAUGACUCUCGGGCGAAAGAAGACCUCAGCCAGUUUCUGGAAGACCUGAGUUCCAUCUUUCCCCAUGAUCUGUGGUUCCAGUUGACACAGGGGAAAGAAAGAAAGUCAGUUUUUGACUAUCACGUGGUUCAAAAAGGCAACAAGAACAACAAGAAAAAUGUUAUCUUAAUCUACUAUGAUCAACGCAAAGUUAUGCUGUCAAAAUUGCAUCCUUUGGACAUUACAAUUCCCGAAGAUGAUGAUCAUGCUGGAGUGAUGUCAGAAGUUUUUGCCUCAGACUUUGCCACAGUAUUUGAUACUGUGGCUAAAUGCGAGUCAUUUUUUGUGAUUGAUAAAUAUGAUGAAACAGUGAUUAAGUUUACUCAUUGGCAGUCGGAAGGGAGAGAAGCUAGUGUCGUUGUGGAACUUGUGAAACAAGCAUCAGUACCUGUGUGUGUGAUAUUUUCCUUCCUGCUGUCUUUUAUAUCCAGUGUCUGCAAAAGCAGAGUGUUGAAUAUGUGGCCCCUGUGUUUUUUAUGGAGUAAACUCUCAACCUGUGUGCAGCUUGCACACCGCUUGGAUCACGUGCAAACUAUCACAACAACUACAAAAGCACAGAAUCACAUGGAGUUUAUGAGAAAAGCCAACCUCUUUGUUUCAUUCCUAAUUGAUGUGGGUCUUGGAUUGUUGUUGAUCUCCUGGCUUUAUCAGAAGAAUCGUAUUGGCCAGCUCGCAGAUGCCCUUGUUCCAGUUGCUGAUCACGUUGCCAAGGAGUUGCAGGAACUGCUAGAGUGGCUAAUGGGAGCUCCUGCUGGUUUAAAGAUGAACAAAGCACUUGACGAAGUGUUGGGGCGUUUUUUCCUGUAUCACAUACACCUUUGGAUAAGUUAUAUCCAUUUGAUGUCUCCAUUUAUUGAGAUGAUCCUGUGGUACGUUGGAUUAGCAGCAUGUCUUGGCUUGACUGUUGCUUUGUCCGUUGUUUCAGACAUCAUUGCUCUGCUGACUUUUCACAUCUACUGCUUUUAUGUAUAUGGGGCCAGACUCUACUGUUUGAAGAUCUAUGGCUUAUCAUCUCUUUGGCGAUUAUUCAGAGGAAAGAAAUGGAAUGUUCUGAGGCAGCGUGUGGAUUCCUGCUCAUAUGACUUGGAUCAGUUGUUUAUUGGAACCCUGCUGUUCACCAUUCUACUCUUCCUCUUGCCAACUACAGCCCUCUACUACCUUGUGUUUACACUGUUAAGGUUGGUGGUGGUUGUCGUCCAGGGUCUCAUUCACUUGCUUGUGGAUUUCAUUAACUCUCUCCCAUUGUACGCAUUAGGACUCAGACUGUGCCGACCUUAUAGGCUUGCAGCUGGUGUUAAGUUUGAAGUUUUUCAGACGGUUGCUGACAAACCUCUUCGCUUGUUAAUGCAGAUUAAUCCCCUGACCUAUGGGAUGAUAAUCAGAUAUUACAGACUGCCAACUUACAGCUGUUAUCCAAAGGACUCGUGGACAACACUGUGUCAGAAACUGUUCCUUGGGGAGCUGGUUUAUCCCUGGAAACACAAAACAGAGAAACAAGACUGAGAAAAUACAGCCAUAAGGCAGCAGUCCUAUGAAUAUGUCCAUGUCUAAUAGCCUGCAUUAUGUCUGCAUUGCCAUUUGUUUCAAAGAGGAGAGGUUACUCUUUGAUUUUUUUUUAUUAUAAAAGUUAUAAAUUUGAAAUCACUGAUUGUUGCUAGUGCCAAAAUUAUGCUGCAAAAUUUUAAGUAGAUUGACAUAGUUUGUUAAAUAUCAAAAUUGAGAAAGCUUAAAAUGUCAUUUGGGAUAUGAAGGAACCGUGUCUCAAAUUACAAUUUCACACUUUUACCUCUUUUGUUACAACAAAUGCAUUUCCAGUCCCUGUAUAUUGGGUGCAAUUUUCAAGUUCUGUAAGAAUGCUUUUCAAUUUGCUGUCAGCUUGAAGCAUUAUUGCACUGUUUUUAGACAGAUCACUUUUUAUACUUUAUACUUUCUGUUUGUGUUUUGUAACAUCCUCCGCCUUAGUCUCUUAGUAUAAUUUCUGAAUAACAUGCUCAUUUUCAGUGAACAGCCAUACCUCCAUCAGUUUCAUAUUGAGCCAAAUUAAUGUACUCAAAUCUAAAUUGUAGGAUAUUAUUUUUGUGUUAAUUGCAGAGGAAGUUAAAAGGGAAACUCCAUACAUUUUUCUGAUUUCUGUCAAAUGUUCAGAAGGUUAUUGCCCUGUUUGGUGGAACAAUCAAGCUAAAUAUUUGAUAUUUUAUAUCUCACCAUUGUUGACAAUAUUGUUUUCCAGGGAUUCACAAGAUUAACCUUAGUAAUUUUUUAAACUACGAUAUACAAUGCCUUUAAACUAUGUUUCUGUAAUUUAUAAAAUACUCUAUUUUAGGUACAUUACCAUAUAAUACCUUGUGUUCAUUGAGUUGCCUAAGGUCAAUUGGGUACCCAUUUUCCACAAAGCACUUAGAGUCAUAGAGAUGUACAGCAUGGAAACAGACCCUUCGGUCCAACUUGUCAAUGCUGACCAGAUACCCUAAAUUAAUUGAGUCCCAUUUGCCAGCACUUGGCCCUUAUCCCUCUAAACCCUUCUUAUUUGUAUAUCCAUUCAGAUGCCUUUUAAAUAUUGUAAGUAUACCAGCCUCCACCACUUCUUCCAGCGUAUUGCAUACAUGCACCAUUCUCUGCAGUCCUUUUAAAUCUUUCCCCUCUCACCUUAAACCUAUGCUAGUUUUGGACGUAUACAAAAUCUGUUCAUUGGCAAGUUUCUGAAGGAUCCUGAACAGGGUUAGAGAACUUCUGGAGUAUCCAACAAAUCAUAAUACUGAACAUCACGUUGUCCUGAUUUCCCUGAAAGCAUACACUGUAACGGCGGAAGUUUGUACAACAUUGUACACUGUACCAUGUCUUGGCACAAAAUACCUGAGAGACCUUUCCUGGAAAUCUUUCUCACUUAAUGUAGCUUCACCCCUCCCUUUGCAAAAGAGAGUUUCACUCAGAGUUACUGAAUUUCAAAAUUCUGAAUGGCUGUAAACUGCUCAGAGGUUUUUGGCGGAUUAGAAUUAUCUUCUCUGAAAUUAUGUUUCUGAUGUUUAUUGGCAACGUUGUUUUCUCCUCACUGAGAUCAGCAGUAUUUUUUUUGUAUCUGUGAAUGCAUAUUCAUGGCAUUACACUAAGUUGCAUCACAAAUUGAAAACUUCUGUAGUUGCAUUUUUAUGCAUUCUGUUCCAAAUAUGGGUGAAUUAUGGUACAGUGGUUGCACACUUUGUAAUUUUUAUGCAUAAAUUGGGACUUGAAGAGGAAAUAAUGGUUUUCCACAGACCCCAAUUUCUCUAAUGAUGUUGUGCUAGUUUUUAUGUUCUGAGAUUCUCAGAGUUUUGUCAUAACUCUCCAGAACAGCAUAAAUUCCAGGCUAUAACUGUGAUGGAAAAUAUUCCUCAUUCUCCAUAGAGUCACAGAUGUACAGCAUGGAAACAGACCCUUCCAUGCAAUUUGUCCACGCUGACCAGAUAUCCGAAUCUAACUGGUUCACAGUUCGAUUCUCCAGUAUGUCGAGAGUAAUAGGCGUUUCAUCCAUGUUUCCAAGACUUACAACACGGAAAUAGACCCUUCCAUCCAACUCAUCUGUGCUGACCAGGUAUGCUAACCUAAUCCAGCCCCAUUUACCAGCACUUGGCCCAUAUCCCUAUAGACUCUUCCUAUCCAGAUGCCUUUUAAAUGUUGUAUUAGCCUCCACCACUUCCUGUGGCAGCUCAUUCCAUACAUGCAGCUCCCUCUGCGUGAAAAAGUUGCUCCUUGGGUCCCUUUUUAAAUCUUUCCCCUCUCAUCCAAAACCCUCCAGUUCUGGACUCCCCCAACUCUUGCAGCAUUGUUGCUUUACGAAUUAUGCUUCUCUGGUUUUUACAGAGGGUCAAAUGUAUAAGAAAUGAUUAAUUGAGUGAAUAAAAUCCGA
Hemiscyllium ocellatum (epaulette shark) is the source of this 4343-nucleotide messenger RNA. It is a transcript of the gene pigq, whose product is annotated as phosphatidylinositol glycan anchor biosynthesis, class Q. Gene Ontology annotation, cellular component: membrane; endoplasmic reticulum. The coding region runs from base 218 to 1963 and encodes 581 amino acids. NCBI's taxonomy places the organism in Eukaryota, Metazoa, Chordata, Chondrichthyes, Orectolobiformes, Hemiscylliidae. The transcript has 11 exons. Gene Ontology annotation, biological process: GPI anchor biosynthetic process. The record is from RefSeq and is a predicted model, not a curated record.